This is a messenger RNA of Capsaspora owczarzaki ATCC 30864, 1140 nucleotides long. RefSeq lists its product as hypothetical. Gene Ontology annotation, biological process: regulation of cell cycle. The coding region runs from base 27 to 1058 and encodes 343 amino acids. Gene Ontology annotation, molecular function: protein binding. Gene Ontology annotation, cellular component: nucleus. NCBI's taxonomy places the organism in Eukaryota, Filasterea, Ministeriida, Capsasporidae. The record is from RefSeq and is a predicted model, not a curated record. The transcript has 5 exons.
GCGCGAAACGAGCAACAAUCAACUCCAUGACCGCAUUCAACGCCGCUACUGUGGCCGAGGCCGUGUCGCUGCUUGUGACGCGCCUCACCGCCCAACAACGCGACAUGUCUCUGCUCACCGCUGCAUUGAGCGAACGCGCGACGUCGACUGACGGGAGCGCUGCGACUCCAUCCGCUGCGACCGCCGCUCCAUCUGCGGCUGCCUCCGCCUCGGCCGAGCCUGCAGCCGCAGAUUCGCUCGCGACUGCCAUCGCCGCCCUCUCUGUGGCCGGAACACACUCGCUUGCCUAUGUCGUCGACCAGCUGGACAUGGCCGCGCGCGUUGUCGACACCGCCGCCACCCAUGUGGCUCUGAGCUUCUCGUCCAAGCCGACCAUUGUCGAGUCCAAUCCGCUCUUUGCCAAGCUUCUGGCUGCAGCAUCCAGCUUGGCAUCGCUCGCUGCCGCUCUUCAAAUCCAUCCCGAGUGCAGCCGUCCGGUUUGGAAUUACGCCAAAGUGCAAGUAUUUGCUUGCUUUGAUGCUCUGGUAGAGUUUGCUUCCAGUUUGCCUCGCGAGCCAUCUUCAAGUCGGAUCUCUGCUGCUGUGGUGUUUGAAGCAUGCGGCAAGUUUGCAAGUUUGCCACGCUCAAACGCCGAUGCCAUCAAACGCGAGCUCAAGUCCACCUUUGAUUUGGUCCAGGAUGCAAGUGUAGAACUCAAAGAGGCUAUCGCGGAACAAACCGCGACUGACCGUAGCAACGUUGGUGAUGCUGAUGAUGACGACCUCGACGAUCCCUUCGGGCUGGGAGACGAGGAUCCCUGGACGGCCGAGCAAAUCACUCUCGCUCAAAGCAUGCUCGAAUUGAUUCAGGCCACGAAGAAGCGCGUAGUUGAACGAAAUGUCGCCUUCCUCAAGGCCAGCGAGGAUGACCCCAUGUUCAAGGUUGCGGCAAUCAAUGCCACGAGCGAGUGGGUCACGCAAGUCAGUCCGGCAGUCGACUCGCUCGUCACCGCCUUGUACUCGCCAGACCAUCCGGAGGCCAUCCGCGAGGCUGCCACAGCCUUGAAAGCACUCUCAUGAUUGCCGUUUGUUUCUUGCUGUUAUCUCUGAACCAAAAUCAAUUAAUUCUUUGGUGUUUUUGACACACAACAAAAAGAACGCC